UCAUUUUUCACAUGACCGAUGGUUAGUCGUCAUCGCCCAUUUUUCUUUUUAUGACAGUUUAUGGACUAAAAUUUAACUUUUAGUCCUCGUACGUCCAGUUAGUGUUAUCUUAAAAAUGGCUUUUUGCCGUAUAGUGUUCCCUUUGCUAGUUUUAAGUGUUGUAAGCGCCACAACAGUGCCCGUCUACCUAUGGGGAAAUCCUCUGGAGAGUUCAUCUAAAUCGAAUCCCCUAGCUGUGACUACAGCGCAGGAAUUCAGAGGUAUUUUGAAAAAUGAACUGGUAGAUGAUCCUUUCCUCCUGGUAUUUAUCGAAGAGUCGCUGUCCCCCGAAGAUUUUUCACGCAAAAAUGAGACAAAAGCUCUCCGUGUGAGGUUGUCUGAAAAUGGGCUGACGGCAGACAUUGAAGAUGAGAACAACAAAGUGGUGUUCAUCGUCCUCAGCGACGCUAAGGACGGCGAGUCACGAUACGACACGCUGCGCCGCCACAACGACUUCAUGGAAGAACAGUUCUCUAAGUUCGAAGGAAAUAAUGUCAUCGGUCUGUACACCGCCAGGAAACCCUCGUGGAUCAUUCCAGAGUCGCACUUCCGCGUGCGUCGCCAGGCUCCCGCCGUCAACGUGAGCACUCCAGACUACUUUAUGGAUGGGCUCCGUUUGUAUGCUAAGAAAUCACUGUCUCACGGAAACACAACCAAUGUGCUCAGCGGCUUCUCAUCCGGCCCCAGUGCAUUCAAUGGCACUACCAUGAACACCACAAUGCACUUUGAGCAAGCCAGCCUCACUCUGAACUUCCAACAGGCUGGCGGAUACUGGUUCUUUGAUUCGGUAGAUUUGGAGCAGAGUCCAUCGGUCUCGGAGCAUUUGUUACCCACAUCGGAUGUGCACGCCCUGAUCGACUUCUCGUACCGCUGCAAGCAGUUUAUCAGCUUCUCUAGCGUCAACGAGUCCACAGUGUACACAGUCUCAUUUGAAGACAUGAAAAUCCAACCAUUCUUCGCGUCUUCAAACGAGAGCCAACCAUUCGGCGACUCGUUCAACUGCGUCGGGUUCUUCUCUGCGCCCAUCUGGGCUGGCUUGUUCGUCGUGUUCAUCCUGCUGGCCAUCAUGUUCUACGGCGUGAUGAUGAUGAUGGACAUCAGGACCAUGGACCGCUUCGACGAUCCCAAGGGCAAGACGAUCACGAUCAACGCCGCCGAGUAAUAGGCAGGCGUGACACGGCGCGGUUGGGGACUUCACGGAUAUUAUAAGCACGAUCACUCGCAACAGUCGCUCACUGUAGUUAGGCACUGGGCAACACAAGCGACAAGCGGUUAACUAGAAUGUUGGUUAGUUUUGGAUAUGCGGAUGAUAUGUUUGUUAUUGGCUGUGCGUAGACGGUUAACAUUUCGUCGAACCGCUCUUAAAAAACUGCCACACAAUUUAGAUAAUGUUCUAACUUGAAAUGUACUAGAAACAUCUUUGGAUCCCUUUUCUCAAUCAUGCGUCGUGUUAUGUGAAUAUAUGGUGCAGUAGCGACCAGUAACUAACUUAAGAGCUCAAAAAAUUCCAAAAUAUAUUGAAAAGUCGUUAUUUCUAUAUAGUAUUACUGAGACCUAGAUGUAUGGUUGAACGCAUUGCGACGUCCAGUGCUACUAAUGUGGGAUAUGCCCUUCAUACCUGGCCAAGGAAACAUAAUGGCACACUGUUUCGCAAGCUACUGCCCAAUGCUUACGAAAUUGAAUGAUAGUUUGUGCAGACAAUCUAUCUUCAAAAACAGUGUUAUACGAAACCACAUGGAAGUUGUAGCACAGGACGCCACAUUUCGUAUAUGGUGCCUCAUAAAUGCAAUAGACAAUAUUAUGAUACAAAUUAAUAAAAACACGCCCUACGAAUUCAUUUCAUGAAUGUUUCAACAUUCCGCAUCAUGUGAAAUGAACUUCGUACAAAAAGCUAUUUUUGAUUUUAACACAAUGGAAAAUAUUUAGAUAGGAUGCUUUUAUUAUAUACGAGAUAAAAAUAAUAUUGCUAUUCCUAUAUAUUUAUUUAACUAGAUUAGUAUUCUUUACCGGUUAUGUGCCUAAGGUCUUGAAGAUGCGGGGACAGUGAAUUCGACCCCCACUUUGAAAUUGAGCGAAACUUUGAUCCUUCCAAACGAAAUUUACAUGUCCCCGCAUCGUAACUUGUUUAGAGAAAAUAAUAAUUGUUAAUAAAUUCGAGAUAUUAAACAAAAUAUAUAAAAUUAGAUUUAUCACUUGUCUUCAGAACACGUGUACUAAGGAGUCGUUUACAAUGAAGGUGGGAAACCCAGCGUUGAAGAAGUGGUGUUGCAGAACGUCAUUAGUACGCAUGUUCAGUAAGACACGCUUGUAUUAGUACUUUAUGGCCUUACUGAAGCACACGAAAGUCUGAAUUUCAGUUUCACAACGAUUCCAUACGGAGCUUGGUUAUUGCGUAGUAUAAAAUGUAAUGUUUAACAAAAUAAAAUGAGUGCCCUCCAUAUAGUGCCAAUUCAAUGUGUAGAUUACGAUUCGAAUAAUAUUUAUGGAAAUAUGGAAUAUAAGAGAAUUAAAUUUGUCACACAAUUGAAUAUUCUUCCUUUCUAUUUGACCCUUUGAAGUCGUGCCGAUGAAUCACUUACUUAGACUGAAGUUCAUAUUUUUUUUUGUUUAUAUAACGGUAAAUAUUACCGAAGAAUCAUUUUCUGAUGUGGAAUACGAACGUUAACUUAUGAAUGCUGUUGAUUGUAUCCCUCCAAAACUUUACAUUUCAUUAAUUCCUAAAGGGUCAAAUCUGAGUAGUUCAGUAGGAUAUCCGGCGGUUGAGAUGCGCGUGCGCACGUCGCCUUAGAUUUAAGUGUAACAGUUCCGUUUUUUUCUUGUAAAUACGAUUGCUUUCGAUCCCAUGUAUAUUUUGUUGAUGUUUUGAUGAGUAUUAAAUAUGUGAGAUAUUUA
Manduca sexta (tobacco hornworm) is the source of this 2931-nucleotide messenger RNA. RefSeq names its product V-type proton ATPase subunit S1 (gene VhaAC45). Gene Ontology annotation, cellular component: proton-transporting V-type ATPase complex. NCBI's taxonomy places the organism in Eukaryota, Metazoa, Arthropoda, Insecta, Lepidoptera, Sphingidae. The record is from RefSeq and is a predicted model, not a curated record.